AUGAUCAAAACGGGGUCUCGGUUGACCAGCACCUUGCCGCCGGAUACGAUGGACAUCAUCCGGAGCAAGAACCACUCCCGCCGAGUGAGACUCAACGUCGGGGGCCUUCUCCACGAAGUCCUGUGGAGGACGCUGGACAGGCUGCCCCGCACAAGACUGGGCAAGCUGAGAGACUGCAACACCCACGACUCUAUCAUGGAGAUAUGCGACGACUACAGCUUGGAUAACAACGAGUACUUUUUCGACAGACACCCCGGCGCCUUUACCUCCAUCCUCAACUUUUACCGCACUGGGAAGUUGCACAUGAUGGAGGAAAUGUGCGCCCUGUCUUUCAGCCAAGAGCUGGACUUCUGGGGCAUCGAUGAGAUCUACCUGGAGUCCUGCUGCCAGGCCAGGUAUCACCAGAAAAAGGAGCAGAUGAACGAAGAGCUCAAAAGAGAGGCCGAGAACAUGAGGGAGAGGGAAGGAGAGGAGUUUACCACCACAUGUUGUUCCGAAAAGAGAAAGAAGCUCUGGGACCUCUUGGAGAAGCCAAGCUCAUCCUUUGCUGCUAAGAUCCUGGCAAUCAUCUCCAUCCUCUUCAUUGUGUUGUCCACCAUUGCCUUGUCUCUGAACACCCUUCCAGAGCUGCAGGACACAGAUGAGUUUGGUCAAGCCACAGACAACCCACAACUGGCCCAUGUGGAAGCCGUGUGUAUUGCCUGGUUUACCAUGGAGUACCUGCUCCGUUUCCUCUCCUCACCCAGCAAAUGGAAGUUCUUUAAAGGUCCUCUGAAUAUUAUUGACCUGCUGGCCAUCUUGCCAUACUACGUCACCAUCUUCCUAACAGAAUCGAACAAGAGUGUGCUGCAGUUUCAGAAUGUCCGUCGUGUGGUUCAGAUUUUCCGGAUCAUGCGGAUCUUGCGUAUUCUGAAGCUGGCCCGUCAUUCCACAGGUCUUCAGUCUCUGGGCUUCACUCUUAGGAGGAGCUAUAAUGAGCUGGGCCUGCUCAUCCUUUUCUUGGCCAUGGGCAUCAUGAUCUUCUCAAGUCUGGUGUUCUUUGCAGAAAAGGAUGAAGAGGACACCAAGUUCAAAAGCAUCCCAGCGUCCUUCUGGUGGGCUACCAUUACUAUGACAACAGUAGGCUAUGGAGAUAUCUACCCAAAAACUUUACUGGGAAAGAUAGUUGGGGGUUUGUGUUGCAUUGCUGGAGUGCUGGUGAUAGCCCUGCCUAUCCCCAUCAUUGUAAAUAACUUCUCUGAGUUCUACAAAGAGCAAAAGAGACAGGAGAAAGCCAUUAAAAGAAGGGAGGCCCUGGAGCGGGCAAAGAGAAAUGGUAGCAUUGUUUCUAUGAACAUUAAAGACGCAUUUGGCCGCAGUGUUGAGCUCAUGGAUGUAAUGGUGGAAAAAGCUGAUGAAAAGAAAGAGAAGGUGCAUGAUAAUCAUGUGUCUCCUAGUCAGCAGAAAGGGACACCCAAACUCAAGUCACAGGCCAGCCACAGCAGCCCCACGAAGACCCUUGAGUCAAGCUACCAAGAGCAGGCCAAGCCCUCGAGCAGCCCUCAGCAUCUCAGUGCACAGAAACUGGAGGAAAUGUAUAACAAGAUGGCCAAGACCCAGUCACAGCCCAACCUCAACAGCAAGGAAAAAGGGCCGCUGUCCAAAGCAGUUAAGCAGAGAGCGGAAUUUGAGAUGGGAAACAUCCCUGCUGAAGCCAUCUCAUGCACAGGGGAGGCAGUGACAGACAUGAGGAGUAUGUCCAGCAUUGACAGCUUCAUCAGCUGUGCCACUGACUUUCCUGAGAGCUCUCGCUUUUCUCACAGUCCCAUCAGCAACAUGCCGGGGAAGGUCAGCACCAACCCCAGCCUGGAGCCCACAUUGGAAAAUGAGCAUGAAGGAUCCCAGGGAACCACUACACCCCUGACAGGACAAGGCACCAGGCCCAUCCCAUAUUCUGGCAGCCCCAGGGGCCCGCGUUUCAACAACCCCCUUAAAAGCCGUUCGCUCAAGGUCAACUUUAGAGAUGGUGAGGAUACAGGGACAGGAGCCUUUUCAGACAGCUCAUCAGUGCAGAGCCCGGAGGUGUCUGUCUAUACAACUGCCAGCAGCAGGACACCCACCAAGAGCCCAGAGAAUUUACUGCCCAGCAUCUUCACAUUCCACGAUGCAUCCAUCAAUAAGUUCAUUGAUGCUGACACAGAUGAGGAGGAGCACCUGCAUGAUGGUUCAGGCAGCAACCCAUCCCAAAGACUCCUGGAAAAAGCCAGCCCCAAGUUUGGCCAUCACUCCAGCUUCCAGCAGGGGUCCAACCACAUGGAAGGCCUGCAGAGGAAGCUGGGAAACAGCACACUGCCGUUAGAGGGGCAGGAGAACCAUGUGGCUCAGGAACUACAGCCACUUCAGGGAGAGAAGAGUCACUCUAAUGCUUAA
This is a messenger RNA of Toxotes jaculatrix (banded archerfish), 2409 nucleotides long. RefSeq names its product potassium voltage-gated channel subfamily B member 1-like. NCBI's taxonomy places the organism in Eukaryota, Metazoa, Chordata, Actinopteri, Toxotidae. Gene Ontology annotation, biological process: potassium ion transmembrane transport; protein homooligomerization. Gene Ontology annotation, molecular function: protein binding; delayed rectifier potassium channel activity. The record is from RefSeq and is a predicted model, not a curated record. The transcript is spliced from 2 exons. The coding region runs from base 1 to 2409 and encodes 802 amino acids. Gene Ontology annotation, cellular component: membrane; voltage-gated potassium channel complex.